Suillus subaureus is the source of this 1683-nucleotide messenger RNA. RefSeq lists its product as uncharacterized. Lineage: Eukaryota; Fungi; Basidiomycota; Agaricomycetes; Boletales; Suillaceae. The transcript is spliced from 8 exons. Bases 234 to 1535 code for a protein of 433 amino acids. The record is from RefSeq and is a predicted model, not a curated record.
GUUCGUUCCGACCAUUUAGUACUCUGAAUCUACCACCAACAACCGGGUCAUGCUCACCAUGUGACCAGCCAACGGAUGUUGGCGCCCUCUUUGACGCCUUACGAGCACACCACGAGCUUACAAUAGGUGUUGGUUUAGGCAACUUGAAUGUAGUCAGGCCUUGAUAAGGAAUCUGAAGACCGCCGUGCUUUCUAAGUACCUUCAAGCUUCCCUGAUAACCGUGCCACUCAACCAUGACGGCCACGCUUAACCGUUAUGAACAGCCAUACUUCGGACCACACCCAAAGUUGGUCCUCGCCUUCGACGUAGGCAUUACACACAGCAAUGUCUCCUACUGUAUACUCAGUCCCGGAGAAGUUCCUACUAUCUGCUCUGUCGACAAAUACCCAGGCCAAGAAUACAUCGGAGGCGACUCGAAGAUACCUUCUUUACUAUACUAUAACACGAGUGGAAUUGCCUGUGCCAUUGGUGCUGAAACUCAAGAGAUGAAUGUUAUUGAAAGAGCUGAGGAAGAAGGAUGGGUGAAGCUUGAAUGGUAUGUCUGGUACUAUUCGUGUUCGCCUGUGCAUCCUCAGCCUGCCUCCUAUACCGAUUGCCCGCCUCUUCCACGAGGCAAGCAUGUCAUUGAGGUGCUCGGCGACUUCAUGCAAUACCUCUUUCGUUGUGCACGCACUUAUAUUAAGGAGAGUUUACCGAAUGGGAACGGACUUUGGGGGUUACUCGAAAAUCACAUCGAGUUUGUCUUUACCUAUCCAAACGGCUUGGAGGGUCCGCAGCAGCGACAAAUCUGGAUAGCUGCCGUCUUUGGCGGUCUCGUUUCCAGUACGGCAGAGGACAUGGCCCGUGUUCAUUUGCUGAGUGAAGGAGAAGCAAAAUUGCACUACGUCAUCUAUCAUAGUAUCCUGGCGUCAGAAACACUGUCACAGACACCAAUUGUCGCCUCUGAUAGCCAAGGUAUUGUCAUUAUCGAUGCGGGAAAUUGGACUAUCGACCUUAACGCCUACUCAAUGACUUUAUCCCCAUUGAUGAUUGAAGAGAUUGCUCCGGCCGAGUGUCGACUGCAAGGUUAUGGAUUCGUGACCCGCCGUGCUCGUGAAAAACUAUCAGGCAGUCGUUUCGGUACACCAGAGAUAGUACAGCAGAUGACUGACAUCUUCGACAAAACCACCAAAUUCAGGUUUCGCAACCCGGAAGAGUCGUCAUAUAUCAGAUUCGGUACCUUGCGCGACAAAGAUACCCAGUUCAAUAUUCGUUCUGGCCAACUUAAAUUGAAUGGACAAGAUGUCGCAGAACUCUUCGAACCUUCCAUUGCUAGCAUUAUCGAGGCUUUUGAAACCCAAAGAAUGAAUGCAAGCAUUCCAAUUACAAUUGUAUCAUUCAUGGGGGACUUUGCUGCGAGCGACUGGAUGUUCGCAAGGUUGCAGGAAUAUUUUCAUUCGCUUGGUAUUGCAUUCAGUCGACCUGAUAACCAUUGCAGUAAGGCGGUCGCUGAUGGUGCUGUGUUGUACUGUGUCGAACAGCUCGUAGCACUAUAGCAACAAUGUAGCACCCUGUAAUUUCUUCGAGUUUGUAGUUUUAUUCUCGUAUUCAGGUAUGGUUUUGCUUUCGAACCAUCGGACUUGGGAAGCGCUGCCUGUGUAGGUAGAGAUCUUGCUUGACCAAAAACUUACUAUGUAGCCUGCU